Molecule: messenger RNA, 1122 nt
Organism: Spirometra erinaceieuropaei
Lineage: Eukaryota; Metazoa; Platyhelminthes; Cestoda; Diphyllobothriidea; Diphyllobothriidae
Source: the annotation of a GenBank genome assembly
AUGAGUCCGAUCAGUCUGGCGGCCUGGGAUGUUCGUUCCCUUUUAGACAAUCCGAGGACCAACCGACCGGAACGGAGGACGUCUCUAGUGGCACGAGAACUGGCGCGCUACAAGGCGGACAUCGCCGCACUCAGCGAGACCCGAUUCUCCGAGCAAGGCCAACUGGAGGAGGUGGGUGCCGACUACACCUUCUUCUGGAGUGGUCGACCCAAGGCAGAGCGACGAGACGCGGGUGUCGACUUCGCCAUCCGGAACAACAUCGUGGGACGACUACCCUGUUUACCGCAGGGCAUCAACGAUCGCCUGAUGAGGCUCCGUCUGCCUCUCCGGGGUGGGGGCAAAUUCGCCACCAUCAUCAGCGCCUACGCUCCGCCGAUGACCAGCCCCGACGCCGUCAGAGACAAAUUCUACGAGGACCUGCACGCCCUCUUGGCGACUAUGUCGAAGGCGGACAAGUUGAUUGUCCUUGAUGACUUCAACGCCCGCGUCGGCACAGACUAUACUGCCUGAAGAGGAGUUCUGGGUCCCCACGGUCUCCGCAGCUCAAACGGCAACGGACUGCUGCUUCUCCGCACCUGCGCAGAACACCGCCUCAUCCUGACGAACACGUUCUUCUGUCAGCCGGAGCGAGAGAAGGCCACCUGGAGGCAUCCUCGGUUGCGUCAGUGGCACCUGCCGGACUAUGUCCUCGUCCGGAGGCGAGAUCAGCGGGACGUGCUGGUGACAAAGGCAAUCGCGGGUAAGGAAGGGUGGACCGACCAUCGCCUCGUCAUCUCGAAGAUGCGUGUUCGCCUGCAGCCUCGCAGGAGACCACAAGGUAAGCGACCCCCAGGUAAGCUGAAUAUUGCCUUGUUGUCUUUGCCCGCUCACCAUCUCCAUUUCAGCAAUGAGCUAACUCAACUGCUAGACAACCUUCCAAUCGCUGCCGACGCCGCCGCCGCCGCCGGCGCUGCCGAGAAUGCCUUCGUGGAGAACCGCUGGUGUCAUCUGCGAGACACGGUCCAGUCGACGGCACUAGCCGUCCUGGGUCGCGCACGCCGCCAACACCAGGACUGGUUCGACGACAACGACGCCGCCAUCAGAAAUCUGAUUGCUGAGAAGAACCGCCUACACAAGGCCUAG